AUCAUGUCCGCAGCUUGCACUCGACUUUUGCCGUUCACCUUCGCUUCCACCACCGAGAUACCCCCGCAGCGACUUGUAAGAGUUGGAACUGGAAAGUUGGGAUUGGAAGGAACCAUAUCGGAAAACAGAGGACCGCCCGUCAUGUUCGCCGCCGCACGCACCUCGGGGCUCCGAUCUGCUCGCGCACAGCUUCGCCAGCCACAGUCACAAGCCGCAUGGGCACGAUUGGCCUCUACGCUCGCCGUCCUUGAGGCAAAGGAGGGCAGGCUCAACGUUGCUUCGCUCGCCGCUAUCACAGCCGGAACCAAGCUCGGUGGUCCGAUAACAGCCUUCGUCGCCGGAAGUGGGGGCAAGUCAGUCGCUGAGGAGGCAGGCAAGGCAAAGGGCAUCGAGAAGGUCGUCUAUGUCGACAAUGCUGCAUACGACAAGGGACUUGCCGAGAACUGGGCACCGCUGCUGGUCGAGAACAUCAAGCAGGGCGGGUACACACACGUCCUGGCCGGGCACUCUGCCUUUGGCAAGAACUUGAUGCCCCGUGUCGCAGCUCUGCUCGACGUCCAGCAGAUCUCAGACAUCACAGAGAUCGAGAGCGAGGACACAUUCGUUCGCCCCAUCUACGCCGGCAACGCCAUCAUGACCGUCCAGUCCAGCGACAGCACAAAGAUCAUCACCGUCCGCGGCACCGCCUUCCCCGCUCCCGAGACAGAAGGAGGAUCCGCGACAGUGGAGGAGGGCACAGAUCCCAAGGCCGAGUGCCCAACAGAAUGGGUGUCUGAGGACCUUGCCAAGUCUGACCGCCCCGAUCUCGGCUCAGCAAGCAAGGUCGUCUCUGGAGGACGCGGGCUGAAGUCCAAGGAGGAGUUCGACAAGCUCAUGCCCCCUCUGGCUGAUGCACUGGGCGCUGCCAUUGGUGCUUCGCGAGCCGCCGUCGACAGUGGAUUCGCGGACAACAGCUUGCAGGUCGGACAGACAGGAAAGAACGUGGCGCCGCAGCUGUACCUCUGCGCCGGUAUCUCCGGCGCCAUCCAGCACUUGGCUGGCAUGAAGGACAGCAAGGUCAUCGCGGCCAUCAACAAGGACCCCGAUGCGCCCAUCUUCCAGGUUGCAGACGUCGGUCUGGUUGGCGAUUUGUUCGAUAAGGUACCGGAGCUGACAGAAAAGCUGAAGCAGUAGCUAUGACGUCGUUGAUACCUACGUGUUGUAUAUAUUCCAAUGUAAGACUUCGAAUCUGGGCACCCUCAAAGUCAAGUAACAAUGGAUCCGAG
This is a messenger RNA of Macroventuria anomochaeta, 1265 nucleotides long. Its product is annotated as electron transfer flavo protein-like protein subunit alpha. The transcript is spliced from 3 exons. Bases 142 to 1173 code for a protein of 343 amino acids. Gene Ontology annotation, molecular function: electron transfer activity; flavin adenine dinucleotide binding. NCBI's taxonomy places the organism in Eukaryota, Fungi, Ascomycota, Dothideomycetes, Pleosporales, Didymellaceae. Gene Ontology annotation, cellular component: mitochondrion. The record is from RefSeq and is a predicted model, not a curated record.